Messenger RNA from Dreissena polymorpha, 1792 nucleotides. RefSeq lists its product as uncharacterized. The coding region runs from base 214 to 1377 and encodes 387 amino acids. NCBI's taxonomy places the organism in Eukaryota, Metazoa, Mollusca, Bivalvia, Myida, Dreissenidae. The transcript is spliced from 8 exons. The record is from RefSeq and is a predicted model, not a curated record.
GUUACGUGUGUGUUUUAUUAUUGAUCCAAAUCGCAAGUUAAGGUAGCUCGGGAGAAAUUGAAAAUCAUAUUAGCAGUGAAACUAGAGAAAUACCAAAUUAUGUGAAGUUCGGACAAAAAAAUCGGCAUCUAGAGUGUUAACAAGGCAAAUGAUGACGCCGCACGACGGAUGACACGACAGUAGACGGACCAAAGGCUGUCUCAAAGGCUCACCAUGAACGAAUUGUGCUCGGAUUUUUCGAUUGGAAGUGACGAACCAGCAAACGUUCGUGCACGUGCAUCCUACAAUAUCGGAGAGAGUCAAGCUGAUUUAAUUGAAAUGGAAGACGAAGAAAAGAAGACUAUGGAAGACGAAGUAAAGAAGACUAAUGAAGCACUUCUUAGGGAAAUUGCAGAUUUGUGCAAACGAGAAGACAGAAAGACACCUGAGGUUAUUUUACUUCUUGGAAGCACUGGUGUAGGAAAAAGUUCGAUGGUUAACACAAUCAUCAAGGCCUUGACCGGAAAAUAUUUCUACAGAGCUAGGUCUGGCCGAGGACUUGUAGGCUCAGUUACGCUUACGUUUGAUUGGUUUGACCACUGUGGUAUUGCGACGAAUGAUUUACAGAGUUUACAACAAAAGGUCAUUGGAGAUUGCUGGCAACAAUUACCAAACAUUAUUGACGCGGGUGGAAUGGGAGGAAAAGAUUCACCAGAUAUUCAAGAAAUAUUGGAGGUGGUUUUGGGAGGAUUCAUUCCACCUGAAACAUCUAUAACGCAUUUACAAAAGCUCCAGAGCGAUAAUUAUGUUGGAUAUUUGAAAGAUAAAUACAAUAAUUGUCGCAAGGAAUGGAAGGUUACGAAAGUCGUGUUUGUCGCAACUUGCAGUCAAAUGCUUCCAACUGAUUUGGUAGAUGUUCUUCAAAGAACAUUGAAAACGUUUGAUCCCGAGACUGGGUUUCUGCAUUACGAUGUCGACGUAUUCAUAGUCAUCACCAAAUGUGAUUUGGUUCAGGGAAUGAAGAGAUUCCCGAAAGCAGAAUCUAAAGAAACAAUAACAGCGGCUCAGUUCAAGAAAACAGAACAAGAGAUUGCCAAUGUGUUUAAUAUCAAAGGAGUUCAAAAACACACCAGUAUUAACUGGAUGAGCUACGUCGGUGAUAGCGAGGAUGAUCCUGAUAUUGACAAUAUCGCCCUGCAGUUUAUCAAGCAGAUGAUGCAACCAAAGCGACAAAAGAAUCGAAUUAAACUUGAUACAAUGCCAUUGAUAAUGAGAUUUAAACUAAUGCUGAAAAAGUUUAAGACGAAAACGCAUUUUUAUCAAAUGUGUGCAUUGAUUGUUGGCAUAAUUGCAGUCGUUUAUGUCUACAUUGCAAUAUCUACUCCAUUGAAGAUUUAAGCUUAAGCGUCUGACGAACUUUGAAAAGGACUUCAUUCACCUUCAGAGACAUGUUUGUUGUUGAUUCAAAGUGUGUAAAUGUAUACAAAAUAUCCAAAUAGUUAACAUAAGAUCAGAGCUACAGAUAAGCUUUUGGGGGUACUUGGGUAAUACCCUUCAAAAUAAGAAUGAAUUGGGUAAUGGAAAACGUGAUUGGGUAUCCAAAAGUAUGAUACCCGCUCAUAUAAAAAAUAAUUGGGUAUUUGUACCAAAACAAACAAGAGAAUUGGGUAAUUGCAAUAAAUGAUUAAUUUAGCUCCUCAAAAAUGUACCUACAUAAAGUUACUGUUAUGUAAUUAAUUGCAGUAUAAUAAGGUUGUUCCAUCUUUCUGCAACCAGAUUCAACAAUGGAAUUUCGCAACCCUCUCUACUCUCA